AUGACGUCGUGCGACAAGGUGCGGGUGGUAGUCGAGCAGCUCGCCACUAUCAAUCCACACACGAACGCCAAAGACCUGCCCGACGCCCCUCGCCCCGACGAGUCCUCCAUCCCGCGGAACUUGCCGUCGCUGCAGCAGCUGCCGUACGUGCAGAAUGUGCUCAACGUGCUUUCAUACAAUUUCCUCCCGCAGACGUUCUUCUGCCUGGAGAAGCACCGGUCGCUGCAGAGCAUAAUGAUGACCUCUAAGGAAAUCCUUGCGGAAGCGCUGCCAAUCCGCUGCCUUGAGGCUACCUUUGUUGGGCUGUAUCUUACACAGGCAAUGAAGAACGUCGACCGCAUUCCGGUCUCCUUCAAGUCGCGUGUGAAGGGACACUCGUACCAUCACAUCGUCCUUGUCAUUCGGUGUGACUCACUGUACGGUGCUCUCGGCCUCAGUCGCAAAGCAACCCUGAUGGACAAGCCGGUGACGUACAGACGACUGUUCGACCUCAUCAUGGAGUACAAGAAGCAGUACGAGGCCAUUGGACACGAGCUGGUGGACUUCAAGUUGGGCCUCUGUGUCAGCCACGAGGCGCACUCGCGGAAGGUGCCGUGCUGGCGCUACAUCUCGGUGAAGCUGGGCAAGAUGGGCUCGCCGUCCAGCUCCGCGUCGCCACAGUCCGGUGGCGAAGUGGAGGCUGGAGAGCCCGGCGACUGCACAGCUGAGGCGUGCAGCAGGGACGGCGUCGGCAGUGUUGCGGACGUGGAGCUGCUCCUCGCCUGUUAUGCCGCUCUGCUCACCACGAUGUCUGAACAGUACGACAGAUACGCCGCCUCGUACGCCCUGGGAUCGGCGCGCCAGUUGCAGCCGACGUCUCUAAAAGACCUUAACGAGAUUGAGGAAACGACGGCACGCGAGGAAAACAAACGACGUUUGGAGGAGCUGCGCUGUGGGCGGUCGCCGUGUGCCAUAGGUGACGCGGGCACAAAGAAACGCGCCGCCUCGCGCUCCGUUUCGAAGAAGCGCGGCGACUCCACCUUCGGCGGGACAAUGAAUACUACGAUCACUACCACCACCAGUGGAGGAGGAGGAGGAGGAGGCAGCAGCAGCUGCGCCGCGAGGAACUCCUACACAGGCCGAACGACGGUGGCCACAAAGAAAACUCCAAAGAAGGAAAGCCUUGUCAGUACACAAAAAACGUAUCCGUCACAACAACAUCAGCAGCAGCAGCAAGACCAGCUGCCGCUGGUCGCAACUCAUGCAUCAAGCGUCGUCUCAGUGCCUUCUUUGAAUGGAAGUAUUGGCAGUGGCGGUGGCACAGCGCAUAGGUGCAGUCAGAGCAACAGUCUUUCCCCGUUCGCGGUGCCACCGCUUCUUCCUCUACUAGCAAAGAGUGGCGAUAUGACGUCAUUGGCUGACUUGCCCCAGGAUUAUUGGGCAAUGCCGGUAUUGCCAGUCCACAGCUCUGAAGAGGCGAACCUGCACAACCUCUGGUAG
Trypanosoma grayi is the source of this 1479-nucleotide messenger RNA. Its product is annotated as vasohibin-1. The coding region runs from base 1 to 1479 and encodes 492 amino acids. The record is from RefSeq and is a predicted model, not a curated record. Lineage: Eukaryota; Euglenozoa; Kinetoplastea; Trypanosomatida; Trypanosomatidae. Gene Ontology annotation, cellular component: cytoplasm. Gene Ontology annotation, biological process: regulation of angiogenesis. The transcript has a single exon.